AUGACUAGCGACAUCAAUGAGAAGCAGACCUCGGCCGAGGAGGUCGAGGCCCAGCCCAGCUCUACGGGCGGCCCUGUCUAUGAUUCCGAUGUGAAGGUCGACUAUGACAGAGCCGGUGCCAUCGGUGCUGAAGAGAUCGAACAUAAUAUGAGUGUGCUCGAGGCUGUCAAGGCUUACCCCUCUGCCAGUUGGUGGGCAUUCAUCAUGUCAUUCACCAUUAUCAUGGAGUCAUACUGCGUUUUCUUAAUGGGACAGUUCAUUGCCACGAAAAAAUUCGCCGAGGAUUUUGGUGUAGAGGAUACACCAGGUAACUGGAUUAUCUCAGCUCCAUGGCAGUCAGCAUUCCAGUGCAGUGGGCCAGUCGGUGCUUUUAUCGGUGUAUUCAUUGCGGGUCCCAUUACCAGUGCGAUCGGAUAUCGAUGGGCAACCAUUGGCGGUCUCAUGUUCUUGAACGCCUUCAUCUUCAUCUUCUAUUUCGGCAACAGCCAGGGAAUGUUCUUCGCAUCCCAGAUCCUGGAAGGCAUCCCGUGGGGCAUUUUCAUCGCCAAUGCACCUGCCUACUGUGCCGAAAUCGUGCCAAUGAGAUUGCGUGCUCCUGCGACGCAGAUGUUGCAGAUGUUCUGGGCCAUAGGAUCGAUCGUGGUCGGCGGUAUCACUUACCACUAUCAAUCCAUGAACACCUCUGCAGCCUACAGAGUUCCCAUUGCCCUCCAGUGGAUGUUCCCUACUCCCCUCGCUAUCGCACUCUACUUUGCACCCGAAUCACCCUGGUGGCUCGUGCGAAAGGGCCGUCUGGCCGAGGCAGAGAAGGCUGUGAAACGCCUUGGACGCGCCUCUGCAAAUGAUAAUCCCGCUGACAAAGUCGCUAUGAUGCGUCGUACCAUCGAACUCGAGGCGACUGAAAAGAAGCCCAGUCUGAUUGAGCUGUGGAAGGGAACCGACCGUUACCGCACAUUGAUUGUUUGCGGCGUGUACGCAUCUCAGAACCUGACCGGUAACCUGAUUGCCAACCAAGCAGUUUACUUUUUCAAACAGGCCGGUAUGGCAGAUAACACCGCUUUUGCGCUUGGUCUCAUCACUUCAGCCCUCCAGUGGAUCAUGGUCAUGCUCUCUUGGGUCCUCACAACAUACCUUGGCCGUCGCACCGUCUAUGUGUAUGGUCAAUGCAUCAACUGUGUAUUCUUGGUCGCGCUUGGUAUUGCAGCCUCAGUCGGCGGUGGCCAUGCGGCUAGCAAUGCGCAAGCCUCACUUGGCUUGAUCGUCUCCGUCCUCUUCUGCUUGGGACCCGCCCCUGCCUCCUGGGUCAUCAUCGGAGAGACAUCUUCCGUUCGUCUCCGUCCCCUGACAACCGGUAUUGGACGUGGUGCCUACUACCUGGUCAAUAUUCCUUGCAUUUUCCUUUCCAGCUACAUGCUCAACACUGGCAAGUGGAACCUGGGCGGAAAGAGCGGCUACAUCUGGGCUGGUACCGCCGCAGUCUGCACGCUCAUGUCUUGGCUCUGGAUUCCAGAGAUGAAGCACAGAUCCUUCCGUGAGAUCGACAUUCUGUUCAAGCGUAAAGUCCAGGCUCGCAAGUGGAAGAGCACUGUCGUUGAUAUCCGCGAUGAUGAGUAG
This is a messenger RNA of Penicillium verhagenii, 1614 nucleotides long. Its product is annotated as putative MFS maltose transporter. Lineage: Eukaryota; Fungi; Ascomycota; Eurotiomycetes; Eurotiales; Aspergillaceae. Gene Ontology annotation, biological process: carbohydrate transport; transmembrane transport. Bases 1 to 1614 code for a protein of 537 amino acids. Gene Ontology annotation, cellular component: membrane. The transcript has 4 exons. Gene Ontology annotation, molecular function: carbohydrate:proton symporter activity. The record is from RefSeq and is a predicted model, not a curated record.